This is a messenger RNA of Protopolystoma xenopodis, 282 nucleotides long. The record is from the annotation of a GenBank genome assembly. Lineage: Eukaryota; Metazoa; Platyhelminthes; Monogenea; Polystomatidea; Polystomatidae.
CAAUCUGGCAUUCAGAGUGUGUCUGUUCGUCGGUGUGUUUCGACAGUCGAUGUACGGCGAAAGCAUUCUAGCGGACGUGAAAAUGAUGAAGCGGUUGUCAGACAGGUGCUUGCAAGUCAAGAGGAUGAUCCGGUGGGGAGCUGUCGCAGUCACAGCAUCACUUCGGGAAAGUUAGAAGACCCGAUCGGGUGGUUUGGACUGACCGAGGGGGUAAUGGAUGGGCAUAUUUGUGUGUUGAUAGAUAUGCUCUACAAGCAGUUGAUUCUUCCGGUAUCAAAGUGA